AUGACUUUUCUUGACUGGCAGCUUGCGGUCUGCGACGCCAUCGCCACGUUGAGCAUCAACGUUCAAACCUGGCCCCUCUGCGGGCUGACGCUGGGAAACGCCUCGGACCUGGACCUCUCCACGCCCUGGGAUGGCUGCGUGCAAGGGACAGUGGUCGGCUCUUUGGUGAGGAGGACGGAGAUGUGCACCGAAGUGGCCGUCCGAGCUGCACCCAACCCCUUCCGCUGGGAAGUCCUGGAGGACGAGCCGAAGGUUCAGCGAACUUGUAUCGGGAGACAUUUUCGCUCAACUGAGUACGAGAUUCUGCACACUGGCGGCUUCGUCCGGCUAUGCACUGAGCGUGGCCGGGUGUACUGGCUGGCUCAGAAUGAGCACGACCAUCGGUUACCGGACUGGAAGCUGCAUUUCUCUGUCGACAUCGCGGACGUGCCCAGGGCGUGGGAUGUGCUGUCCGAGAUCUUUCUGAACCAGGCCUGCGACUUCGGGAUGAAGGCCGUUGCUGGCGAGGCUCUCGAUUCCUGGCCCGACACGCAGAGGGGGAGGGAGCUCACGGUCUAUAUCUUCCAGGACCAUCCGGCAUACAAAGGGGGUGGUCCGAUGAUGGGAUAUUGCCCAGGCUUCGAACACAACUUCUGGCUGGGACCCGAGUUCGAGCGCGCCGGUGAGUUUUGGCUGGACUUCGUGGCACGUGCGGAAGAUGCCCUGGCUGCAGCGGGCAUCCGGAGCAGGGGGGCCGCUGACGGUGACCUCUCUCUUGGUCACUAUGCCUCCCUUCGGAACGAGGCCUUCAUCUUCGAGCCCGUCGAGGGGCUUUACAUCUACCCGCCCAACGAAAGUGGCUGGAAUGCUGCCGGACACGUUUGCCCACUCCACCUUCCCCUGGCCACCCGCUUGAGCGCGGAGUGCAGCGCAGGCCUCGAGAAACUGCGCAAGCUGCGGGGAUCACGUGGCUGCUGCAAUCGACGCCGGCGGUAG
This is a messenger RNA of Symbiodinium natans, 975 nucleotides long. NCBI's taxonomy places the organism in Eukaryota, Dinophyceae, Suessiales, Symbiodiniaceae. The record is from the annotation of a GenBank genome assembly.